AUGACCACUCUUCGGGUGCUGCUGCACAUAGCCGCUCAGCGCGACUACGAGCUUCACUCUCUUGACUUCAACACAGAUUUCCUGCAGGGCAGCCUGCACGAGGAGAUCUGGCUGCGCCGCCCUCCUGGCUUCACUGGGUCGUUUCCUCCUGGUACCCAGUUGAGCCUCUGGCGGCCAGUCUACGGUCUCCGUCAGGCGCCCCGUGAGUGGCACGACACACUGAGGACUACACUUGUGGCUCUUGGGUUUGCUUCUUCUACAGCCGACCCGUCGUUGUUUCUACGCACCGACACCUCCCUGCCGCCGUUCUACAUCCUCGUGUACGUCGACGACUUGGUCUUUGCCACUGCUGACACUACUGGACUCGCUCACGUGAAGUCCGAGCUGCAGAAGAGACACACGUGCACAGACCUGGGUGAACUGCGCAGCUACCUUGGCUUGCAGAUCACCCGGGACAAAGCACAGCGCACCAUUACCCUGACUCAGUCACACAUGGUGCAGCAGGUCCUUCAGCGCUUCGGCUUCACGUACUUUUCGCCUCAGGCCACUCCUCUGUCUACUCGCCACUCGCUCUCAGCUCUGCCUUCGGAUGAGUUCGUAGAGUCGAAGCACAUGGCUGCAGGGAAGAGGGUGUCACGCUACAUGUGCAGUACAUCGGGCAUGGGGCUAGUGCUUGGAGGGCGACGUCGAGUAGUCCUCACAGGUCACGCUGACGCUUCUUGGGCUGACGACCAGGCUACGCAGCGGUCGUCACAGGGUUACACCUUCAGCCUUGGCUCCGGUUCUGUUUCGUGGCGGUCUACCCGCUCGUCCUCUGUUCUCGGCUUCAGCUUUUAG
Messenger RNA from Closterium sp. NIES-65, 837 nucleotides. The record is from the annotation of a GenBank genome assembly. NCBI's taxonomy places the organism in Eukaryota, Viridiplantae, Streptophyta, Zygnematophyceae, Desmidiales, Closteriaceae.